AUGCAUUCCGCUCGUCCAGUUGUUGAUAUUAUUGCUCAUUCAAGUGCUGAUCAGAUUAUAUCAUGUGGUGCUGAUUUAAUUAUUCGAAUUUGGCGUGUGUUUCCUUACGCUGUUGAAUCACUUUCAGUUGUUCGUUCAAUAUUUUGUGCUUUACCACCAAUUCAUUUAACUAUAGUAAAAAAUUCACUUGCGGUUGCUUUUCGAGAAGAAUCAACAUUGACACAUUCAUUAAUGGUUUAUAAUUUAGAAAAUAAUGAACGAUUUGAUCAUUUACCAGAAAAUGAUCAUUGUGAUAAAAUAUCAGCAAUAUCCGGUUGUUCAAAAUUAAAAUUAAUUGCUACUGGUAGUCUUGAUGGUACAUUAAGAAUAUGGAAUGGAAAAAAUCAAUUAAUCAGAAUGAUUGUUAUUCAUGAUAAUAUUCAUUCGUUACAUUUUUCAAAUGAAUCUGGAGAUUUAAUUCUUGGUAUAAGUGAUCAUCUAUAUAAAAUGCAUCAUUCGUCAUAUUUACCAAAAGCUAUUAUAUUUAAAACAAUAUCAAUGGAAUUUAAACCAAUAAUACCGGAAAUAAAAGAAAGUGAAGAAACCGAUAAUACACAAUUAACUCGUAUGUCAUCAGCAGAUCUUAUUCGUUUAAAAAGAGCUCAUAAAGCUGAAAAAAUGCCAUUAAAUAUUAUUCCUGAAAAUGUCGAUAUUUCAGCAUUUCAUGCAAAAUCAGUUGAACAAAUGAAAUUAAAAACUCAAGAAUUAGAAAAAUUAGAAAAACGUGAUCUAGAAAUUGCUCAAAUUGCCGAAGGAAAAAUUCAUCGAACUAAAAAAUAUAAAAUAUCAUCAAAAGUUCGAAAAGAAGCAUUUAAUGAAUAUAUGAAAAUUUAUUUAAAAGAGCCGAAAAAAGGGUUAUUAGAUGAUGAUAUGUAUAAAUUAACAGAACAAGAAUUAUUUGGUCCACCAAUAACAAAAUCUGAUCCGUAUGUGAUUCAAAAAGAUGAUGAUGGAUUUUUUCCUUCAGUAAAAGAAGCAAACCAAGAUCCUCUAUCCAAACUUUAUGAAGAACGUCAACAAAAACUAUCUGAACUUCAAGAACACUAUCGUGAUCAACCACCAUUUCCUAAUGAUGAUAUUCGUAUUAUCAAACAACAACAAGAUAAAUAUGAACUUAAAAAAUUACUUAGUAGUAAUUUUGAAAAGAUAACAUUACCUAGUGAUCGUCCUCAGUAUGGACCUGGUGCUAUUGUUCCCAAUUCUGUAUUAGCUAAAUUACUUUGGCCAAAUCGACAGCCGAAAAAACAAGAACGAGAAGAAUGGUUACCACCUGUUUUAUCUGAAGAGCAACUACAAGCAUUAGAAAAAACUGCACCAGGUGAUGAAGAAGCUGAAUGGAAAGAAUUAAUAGAAGCAACAAUGAAAAAGAAACUCGCUACUGAUGAAGAGGAUAUGGAUGAUCGUUUAGAAAAACAGAAAAAGAAAACUCAAAGUGAUUUUAUGAAACAAUUAACUGAUCUUGCACAACAAGUUUAUAAUUUUUUUUUCUUUUAUUUAAAUAGGUGGACACGAGCAUUUCGUACACAUAUUGAAGAAAUGCAUGUUCGAUUGAAGAAUGGUGAUGUACAUGCACAAAUAAGUAAUGCAACAUCAAGAGCUUUAACUGGUGAUACAUCAUUAUCAACAAGAGCAGCAGUUAAUGGUAAAAAUUUAACAGUAACAUUAGAUGCAUUACCACGUUUAAUUACAAGCAAUAUAUCAUCAAUGGAAGUAAUCAAUUAUUUUGUUGAAAUAACUCAAGAUCAAAUAAAUGAUCGUAAUCAACCAAGAGAAAAACCUGAUAAUAAUACAAUUCUUGUUUUACCAAAAAUUAAUAAACAAACAGCACUUGUACGAUUGGGUGAAUCACAUACUGAUUUUCAUCGACCAAUUAAACGAAAUCCAAUUUAUCUUCCACAUGAACAUCGAUUUGAACCAGGUGAACUUAGUAUGGGACGAUGUGUUAAUUAUCCAGUGAGAAAACUUUUUCUCGAUCCAUUUCGGCGUCAAAUUUUUACAGAAGAUAUUGAAUAUGAAGAUACUGAACCAUAUUUACUUACUCUUAAACUUGCACCAAAAUAUUUUCUACCAAUUCUUUCACAAGUGGCAAAAACUUAA
This is a messenger RNA of Rotaria sp. Silwood2, 2136 nucleotides long. The record is from the annotation of a GenBank genome assembly. NCBI's taxonomy places the organism in Eukaryota, Metazoa, Rotifera, Eurotatoria, Philodinida, Philodinidae.